Messenger RNA from Odobenus rosmarus divergens (Pacific walrus), 2883 nucleotides. RefSeq names its product nucleolar protein with MIF4G domain 1 (gene NOM1). Gene Ontology annotation, cellular component: nucleolus. The coding region runs from base 1 to 2580 and encodes 859 amino acids. Gene Ontology annotation, molecular function: RNA binding; protein binding. The record is from RefSeq and is a predicted model, not a curated record. Gene Ontology annotation, biological process: ribosomal small subunit biogenesis. The transcript is spliced from 11 exons. Lineage: Eukaryota; Metazoa; Chordata; Mammalia; Carnivora; Odobenidae.
AUGGCGGCGUCCGCGAGCGCUGGGGGGACGCGGCGGCGCGGCUGCCGGGGGCGGGGGCCCGAUAGGCAGCAGGGACGCGGGGUGCGCCGCGGGCCGGGGGGCGGCACAGAUGGGGCCCUGAAGCGGCUAACGCUAGCGGUGGAGGAGUUCGUGCAGGCGAGCUCCGAGGGUGAGAUCCCCGGCGGCCCCGCGGGGCCCCGGACGGGGGGGCGCGUGCGGCCCGGCGGGAGGAAAAGCCGCAGGGAGCUGAGGAAGGAGAAGCGGCACCUGAAGAAGGCGCGCCGGCUUCAGAGGACUGCGGGCCCCCCGCAGGGCCCGGGUCCGGGCGGCGGCGGCGGAGCAGGGGGAGCGAGCGGCCCCCGGGCGGACGGGGCGGAGGAGGCGGCGAGGGAGGGCGGCCGGCCGUCCCCUCGUCGGGCCCCACCGCCGCGGGAGGGGCUGCGGCACCCCCAGGCCAAGGGCGCCCGGGCCCGCACCGAGGCCAGAGGUCCCCCCGGGACGACCAGGGCUUCUGCAGCUGCCGCUGCGGCUCGGAAACGGGCCCUUCUGGCGGCCAACGAGGAGGAGGACCGCGAGAUCCGAAAGCUGGAGCGAUGCCUCGGCUUGAACAAGCGCAAAAGGAGGGGUGACGGUAGCUCCGUCCCGCUUAGCUUUGCCCGCGAUGGGCUCGACUACAUCUUGGGAGCCCUGGAAUCUGGAAAAAAUAGUGGCUUGUAUGAAAGCAGCAGUGAGGAGGAGCAGGAUGCCGGACAGACGCUCCCCGACGGUGGCUUAGAGAGCGGCUCCGAGGGCGAAGGGGAGGAGGAGGAGCGUGCGGGAGAAGAACCGAGCAAGCCGGGAGCGGAAGCCGGAGUGCGGGUCGGGGAGGAGAAUGAGCAGAAAACCGCAGAAGGCAGAGCCACGUGGGAAAGGAGCAAAAAGAGAGUCCGUUUUGCAGAAGAAAGGAGUGAACCUUCCUCUGAGGACUCUGACACAGCAGAUCAGAGUCUUUGUGAAAACAACGGCAAGUACAUCCCCCCUCACGUGAGGCAAGCUGAGGAAACAGCGGGUGGUCAGAAAAAGGAGGGACUGGAGAGACUACAGAAACACGUCAGAGGUCUGAUCAACAGGUUGAGUGAGCCGAGCGUGGCCUCCAUAAGCAGGCAGCUGGAGGGGCUGUACGUGGCCCACAGCCGGAAGGACAUGAACGACACCCUGACGGGCGCCCUCCUGAGCGCCUGCGCCCCGGACACUGCCAUGCCCAGCAGGCUGGUGAUGGAACACAUGCUCCUGCUCAGCGUUCUUCACCGCACGGUUGGGGUUGAGGUCGGUGCUCACUUUUUGGAGGCCGUGGUGAGGAGGUUUGACACCGUCUAUAAGAACGGAGGUGAAGGGAAGGAGUGUGAGAACUUGCUCACCAUUGUCGCCCAUUUGUAUAACUUCCACGUGGUACAGGCUUGCCUGGUCUUCGACAUUUUGAAAAAACUUAUCAGAACGUUCACAGAAAAAGAUAUUGAACUGACCCUGUUAAUGCUGAAAAACGUGGGCUUUUCGUUGAGAAAAGAUGAUGCUUUGUCACUUAAGGAACUGAUCGUGGAGGCCCAGGCCAAAGCCAGUGAGGCCAGUGGCAAGUUCCAGGACCAGACCAGGGUUCGGUUUAUGCUGGAGACCAUGUUGGCGCUGAAGAACAAUGACAUGCGUAAAAUCCCAGGCUAUGACCCCGAGCCUGUGGAGAAGCUCAGGAAGCUAGAGAGAGCGUUGGUACAGAGCGCUGGCUCCGGCACGGACACUCAGCUCCGCAUCUCCUGGGAUGGCAUCCUGAGCGCCGAGCAGACUGGGCGCUGGUGGAUCGUGGGGUCCGCGUGGAGCGGGGCUCCUAUGAUUGACAACAGUCAGCAGAAGGCCCUGGAGAAGCAGCCCUCGGGGACGGUUAGCGGGAAGAUACUAGAACUUGCCCGAAAGCAGAGAAUGAACACUGAUGUCAGGAGAAACAUAUUCUGUACGAUAAUGACUAGUGAAGAUUUUUUGGACGCGUUUGAGAAGCUUCUGAAGCUUGGGCUGAAGGGCCAGCAGGAACAGGAGCUUGUUCAUGUUCUCAUGGAUUGCUGCCUUCAGGAGAAAACCUUCAACCCUUUCUACGCAUUCCUGGCUGGCAAGUUCUGUGAACACCAGAGGAGGUUCCAGAUGACUUUCCAGUUCAGCAUUUGGGAUAAAUUUCGGGACUUAGAAAAUUUGCCAGCCACUAAUUUCUCUAAUUUGGUUCACCUGGUAGCCCACUUGUUGAAGACGAAAUCACUUCCACUUUCUAUUUUAAAGGUAGUUGAAUUCAGUGAAUUGGAUAAACCCAGAGUCCACUUUUUACGAAAAGUGUUAUAUAUUCUGUUAAUGGAAACAGAAGUUGAAGACCUUGGUUCAAUUUUUGCAAGAGUGUCUGACAACCCGAAGCUGGGCUUGUUGAGAGAAGGUCUGAAGCUCUUCAUCAGCCACUUCCUGUUAAGGAGCGCUCAGGUGAACACAAGUGUGGAGGAGGCCAGCAUGCUGAGAGAGAGGGCUGACCUCUCAACUAAGUCUCUGCAAGGCAAGGCUUCCCUGAGAAUGUAGUCCAGAAAAGGAGAGGAACGGGUGGUCAUUUGUCUGAAAGUGUCCUUUUUAAACCCAAAAGGCUUAUUAUUCUGAUGACCAUGUGUGUAAGCUUGAUGGAGCUAUGCCACAGUCUUUUGUAUUUAAGAUACUAUGUUUUAGAUAAUUUUUAAAUUCAGGUUAUAUUGUAUUUAUGUUUUAAACCGUUUUCACCUGUUCAUAGAACGGGGUGGGGAGAACGCAGGGAGGGAAGGACAGGCAGACACCGAACAGGUUCUCUAAACAGACUGGGUGGGGUGUGGGUGUGAUCACGUGUGUGAUGGU